AAUACCUGGCCAAUGUCUUGACUGUUCACUCUAUGCUUAAAUAAUAGCCUGGAGAGGUUACUACUCACCUUAAGGAACUGUUUGACUCUUUUAACAGGCUUUCUGAACCACUGCCGCGUCGUUUUUGGAUACCGUCGCCCUCUUCUACAGGAGAGACUGUACCUGUGUGAUUACCUGAGCCAGUGGGAUUUUUGCGGUUAGACUGGGCCUUUGUCAACGAAACAUGACACGUGCGUUGGUGUACGUUGGUGUGCUAAUAGCCAUAAUGGCUGUGACGGAAGCAAGACCUAAAUCAGCUGAACCAAAGUGUAAAUCCGGCCCGGUUGACCUUGUGUUCAUCAUCGACGGCUCGCGCAGCGUUCGUGCCCAUGAGUUUGAGACAAUGCGCAAGUUCAUGAUAGACAUCAUCCAUGAGCUGGACAUUGGCCUGGAAGCUACAAGAGUUGGUGUGGUCCAGUACUCCAGUCAAGUCCAGAACGUGUUCUCCCUAAAAGCCUUCAGCAAGUCUGCUCAGAUGGUCAAAGCCAUCAACGAGAUCAUUCCAUUGGCACAGGGAACCAUGACCGGCCUGGCCAUCCGCUAUGCUAUGAACGUAGCCUUCUCUGCUGAAGAAGGUGCCCGUCCCAACGUCCCCCACGUAGCGGUUAUCGUGACAGAUGGCCGUCCUCAGGACCGUGUGGCUGAAGUGGCCGCUGCUGCGAGGGACUCUGGGAUUGAGAUCUAUGCCGUUGGUGUUGCCAGGGCUGAUAUGACCUCACUGCGAGCUAUGGCAUCUCCACCGUUUGAGGAUCACGUGUUCCUGGUGGAGAGAUUUGACCUCAUUCACCAGUUCGGUCUUCAGUUCCAAGACAAGCUUUGUGGGAUGGACUUGUGUCUGGAGUCUGAUCAUGGCUGUGAGCACAUCUGUGAGAGCUCGCCUGGCUCCUACCACUGUCUGUGUCUGCCUGGAUACACACUCAACGAGGACGGCAAGACCUGCACACCCAUUGAUCUAUGUGCUGAAGGGAAACAUGAUUGUGACCAGAUCUGUAUCGCUUCACCCGGGUCAUUCUCAUGUGACUGUAACACUGGAUACAUGCUCAACGACGACAAGAGAACCUGCACAAUGAUUGAUUACUGCUCAUUUGGGAAUGAUAGCUGCGAGCAUCAGUGUGUGAGUGUGUUCAAUGGCUUUAAUUGUCGCUGUAACGAAGGAUACUCAUUCAACGAUGACCUGAAAACCUGCACAAUGAUCGACUACUGUUCAUUUGGGAAUGAUAGCUGUGAGCACGAGUGUGUGAGUGUGCUUCAGAGCUUUUAUUGCCGCUGCCAUGAAGGAUACACACUCAAUGAGGAUGAAACAACGUGCACAAUGAUCGACUACUGCUCAUUUGGGAAUGAUAGCUGCGAGCACGAGUGUGUGAGUGUGCUCAAUGGCUUUAACUGCCGUUGUAAUGAUGGAUACUCACUCAACGCUGACAUGAAGACCUGUUUAAUGAUUGAUUACUGCUCAUUUGGGAACGAUAGCUGCGAGCACGAGUGUGUGAGUGUCCUGAAAGGCUUUCACUGCCGCUGUAAUGAUGGAUACACACUCAACGAUGACAAGAAGACCUGCACAAUGAUUGAUUACUGCACAUUUGGGAAUGAUAGCUGCGAGCACCAGUGUGUGAGUGUCCUGAAAGGCUUUCACUGCAUUUGUAACGAUGGAUACUCACUCAACGAUGACAAGAAGACCUGUACAAUGAUUGACUACUGCUCAUUUGGGAAUGAUAGCUGCGAGCACGAGUGUGUGAGUGUCCUGAAAGGCUUUCACUGCCGUUGUAAAGAUGGAUACACUCUCAAUGAUGACAAGAAGACCUGCACAAUGAUCGAUUACUGUUCAUUUGGGAAUCACAGUUGUGAUCAUCACUGUGUUAGUGUGCUCAAUGGCUUCUACUGUCACUGCAACGAGGGAUACACUCUUCAGGAGGACGGAAAGACCUGCCAGUCGGAUAACUUGUGUAACACAGUUGAACAUGGUUGUGAACACCAGUGUGUGAGCACUCCGGGAUCAUACCACUGCAUAUGUCCUGAGGGCCAUGUGCUACAGGACGACGGCAAGAGCUGUGGAACCUGUCGAUCCUCCAACAUUGACCUGGUCCUCCUCAUCGAUGGUUCCAAGAGUGUGCGGCCGCAGAACUUCGAGCUUGUCAAGCAGUUUGUUAACCAGGUGGUGGAUCAGCUGGAUGUCUCCCCUAAAGGAACACGCGUGGGUCUCGUCCAGUACUCAAGCAGAGUGCGGACAGAGUUUCCGCUCAGCAUGUAUCAGACAAAAGAAGAGAUCAAAAAGGCUGUGAUGAAUGUGGACUACAUGGAGAAGGGGACCAUGACAGGCUUGGCUCUCAAACACAUGGUGGAGAACAGCUUCUCUGAGGCUGACGGAGCCCGUCCUGCUGAGAAGAACAUCCCACGGGUCGGCCUGGUCUUCACUGACGGGCGAUCGCAGGAUGAUAUUCAGGAGUGGGCCAAGAAGGCCAAGGAAGCUGGUAUCACCAUGUAUGCUGUUGGUGUGGGUAAAGCCGUGGAGGAUGAGCUGAGAGAGAUUGCCUCUGAGCCCAUGGAAAAACACUUCUUCUACACCGCCGACUUCACUGCCAUCAGCCAGAUCGCUGAGAACCUCAAACUCAAUGUCUGUGCAGCUGAGAGUCAAGGAGAGAUCGAGGUUAAAGACCCUUGCGCUUGUGAAAGCCUAGUGGAGUUCCAGCAGGUUACGAUGUCCACCCUAGACCAGCUCAACCAGAAACUGUCAGCUAUGACCAAGCGAUUGGAAGUUCUAGAGAGCCAGCUGCUCACAAGAAAAUGAGAGAGCGCUUCACACAACAGUCCAGAUGAGGACGGGGCCCGCUGGGUGUGAAGGGCCCCACAGUCACAAGAUCUACAGGUGUAGACGCCUGAGGCAUGAGGCCCACUAUUUCCGGUGCCAUUUUUGAACAUGGCUGAUAUUGUUCCCUAUUUAUACAUGAUUUGUAUUGUAUGAUUUAUAGAGAGGUAUGUAUUUAUGGCAAAUGUGAUAUUAGCAUUUAUACACUUAAAAGGGAAAUGAAGUGUUUGGUA
Cyprinus carpio (common carp) is the source of this 3072-nucleotide messenger RNA. RefSeq names its product matrilin-4-like. The transcript is spliced from 17 exons. The coding region runs from base 224 to 2821 and encodes 865 amino acids. Lineage: Eukaryota; Metazoa; Chordata; Actinopteri; Cypriniformes; Cyprinidae. The record is from RefSeq and is a predicted model, not a curated record. Gene Ontology annotation, molecular function: calcium ion binding.